UACUCCUCUAGGUUCAUGCAAUUCCCAAGCACAACUUCAAAGUAAAAAAAAAAAUCGACAAGCUAAGCCACCUCCAUCAUAUCAUGGAGAUGGAGCUAAGUGCAGCAGCGCUCCUUUUCGUCUUCCUCAUCUCCUUGCCAAUUCUUGUGACCUUGCUGAGCCACAAAUCAACUCCAACCUCUAAGAAGAGGCGGCCUCCAGGCCCAUGGAACCUCCCAUUGAUUGGAAGCCAACUCCACUUCUUCAAGUCGCAUUCACCGGGUGUUUUCCGGGACCUGGCCAACAAGUAUGGCCCUGUGAUGUUCCUCCGGAUGGGCCAGAUCGACACUCUCGUGAUAUCCUCGCCGGCGGCAGCAGAGGAGGUUCUCCUCGUGAAGGAUAUCAUCUUCGCGUCGAGGCCAAGCAUCGUGGCUUCAGAGUUCUUCUGCUACCAAAACCUCGACAUCGUCUUCUCGCCCUAUGGUGCUUAUUGGCGGACGCUGCGCAAGCUCUGCACGAUGGAGCUCCUCAACGCAAAGAUGGUGCGUCAGUUCGCCCCCAUCAGGGAUAACGAGACGUUGUCCCUCAUCAGAAAUAUCCAAGCUGCUGGCCGAGGUGGUGAGCCAGUCCAUCUCGGUAGGGAGCUCUUAUCCUGCUCAAACAUGAUCACAGCAAAGGCGGCUUUCGGCCAAGUUUACAGCAGCGAGCUCCGGGACCAGUUUCUAUCGUCGAUGGCUGUGAUGACAAGCUUCACCGGGGGCUUCACCUUCGGGGAUGUCUUUCCAUCACUGCGCUUCACUGACGUCGUCACUGGGCUCAGGCGAAGGAUGUGGCGAGCACGCUUGCAGCUGGACGACGUCUUUGACAAGAUCAUUGCUCGAUCUGAGGCGCAGCGAGGUGAUGACCUGGUGAGUGUCCUCCUUCGGAUCAGGGACGAGGGGGAGCUGGAAUUCCCCAUGGGCAUCAUAAACAUCAAGGCAAUUAUAUUGGAUAUGUUCACUGGAGGGACGGAUACGACGGCUAAAGCUGCAGAGUGGACAAUGUCAGAGCUCAUGAAGAACCCAGAUGUAAUGGCCAAGGCACAGGCUGAGGUGCGACAAGUAUUCGAUAACGUGAGCCCACAAGACCAUGAGGGCAAGAUAGAUGAGCUGCACUACACUAAAAUGGUGAUCAAGGAGAGCAUGAGGCUGAACCCAGCGGUGCCAUUGCUAAUGCAUCUCUGUCGGGAGACUUGCGACGUAGGUGGGUUCCAAGUCACGGAGGGAACUAGGGUCGUAAUCAACGUAUGGGCCAUGGCAAGGAGCCCCAAGUACUGGCUUGACGCAGAGAAGUUCAGACCGGAGAGGUUUGAGGAUGGAAUGCUUGACUUCAAAGGCUCCCGGUUCAAGUACUUGCCAUUUGGGGCAGGGAGGAGAAGGUGCCCUGGUGAUACCUUCGGGCUGGCUGCGCUAGAGCUCAUUAUUGCACGCCUUCUCUACUACAUCGACUGGAGCCUCCCGGCCGGGAUGCAGCCGGACGACAUUGAUAUGGAAAUGAUCGUUGGCGCAACAGCCAGGAGAAAGAACCAGCUGCAACUAGUGGCAUCACCAUAUAAGGUCGUUCCCGUGUAAUGCUGAUCGACGUGAUCGCCAAGUAUAUGCUUGCUGGCCAACAUCUACAGUUGUGCCUGCAUAACGUUGUACUAAAAAUAAUUGAUCCAUUGAUAAUUUUGUAUAUGUUCACUACUCCACCGCCCCCAUCA
Messenger RNA from Panicum virgatum (switchgrass), 1720 nucleotides. RefSeq names its product cytochrome P450 99A2-like. Lineage: Eukaryota; Viridiplantae; Streptophyta; Magnoliopsida; Poales; Poaceae. The transcript is spliced from 2 exons. The record is from RefSeq and is a predicted model, not a curated record. Gene Ontology annotation, molecular function: heme binding; monooxygenase activity; iron ion binding. The coding region runs from base 84 to 1589 and encodes 501 amino acids.